This is a messenger RNA of Daldinia childiae, 1146 nucleotides long. RefSeq names its product Isocitrate dehydrogenase [NAD] subunit 2, mitochondrial. Gene Ontology annotation, cellular component: mitochondrion. The record is from RefSeq and is a predicted model, not a curated record. Gene Ontology annotation, molecular function: NAD binding; isocitrate dehydrogenase (NAD+) activity; magnesium ion binding. Gene Ontology annotation, biological process: tricarboxylic acid cycle; isocitrate metabolic process. Lineage: Eukaryota; Fungi; Ascomycota; Sordariomycetes; Xylariales; Hypoxylaceae. The transcript has 5 exons. The coding region runs from base 1 to 1146 and encodes 381 amino acids.
AUGCUGAGCAUUCGAGCGGUCGCCGCACCCUUGCGGCGCCAAUGCCUAGCCACUGCUCCUCGAGCCUCCGCAACUUUAUCUUUCCAGAACCAAAGAUUCUACUCGGACAAAGUCGCUAAGUUUACCGGUGUAAAGGCUUCUGAUGGUCGCUACCCUGUUAGUAUUAUCGAGGGUGAUGGUAUUGGACCUGAGAUUUCGCAAGCCGUCAAAGACAUUUUCGAGGCUGCCAAGACACCUAUCAGCUGGGAACCUGUCGACGUCACACCUAAGCUUGUAGACGGAAAGACUACUAUCCCUUCCGAGACAAUUGAGAGCAUCCAAAGAAACAAGGUUGCCCUUAAGGGUCCUCUUGCUACUCCCGUCGGCAAGGGACACGUCUCGCUUAACUUAACUCUCCGACGAACAUUCAACCUCUUCGCUAACUUGCGACCCUGCCGAUCCAUCGCCGGCUUCAAGACUGCGUACGACAAUGUCGAUACCGUCCUGAUCCGAGAAAACACCGAGGGUGAAUACUCCGGCAUUGAGCAUGUUGUUGUCGAUGGCGUCGUCCAGAGCAUCAAGCUCAUUACCCGCGAAGCCAGCGAGCGCGUCCUACGAUUUGCUUUCCAACACGCCGAGGAAAUCGGCCGAAAGAAGGUCCGCGUCGUACACAAGGCCACCAUCAUGAAGAUGUCCGAUGGUCUUUUCCUUAAGACUGCUCGCGACGUUGCCAAGGACUUCCCCAGCAUCGAGUUCGACGCUGAGCUACUAGACAAUACCUGCUUGAAGAUGGUUACCGACCCUCUCCCGUACAACGACAAGGUUCUCGUCAUGCCCAACUUGUACGGUGAUAUUCUGUCCGAUAUGUGCGCCGGUCUGAUUGGUGGUCUGGGUCUUACGCCCUCGGGUAACAUCGGUGACGAGUGCUCCAUCUUCGAGGCCGUGCACGGAUCUGCUCCGGAUAUCGCUGGUAUGGGUCUAGCCAACCCCACCGCCCUGCUUCUCAGCUCCAUGAUGAUGUUGAGACAUAUGGGCUUGACCGACUAUGCGAACAGAAUUGAAAAGGCUACAUUCGAUACCCUGGCGGAAGGAAAGUCGCUGACUGGCGAUUUGGGCGGAAAGGCGAAGACUCACGAGUAUGCGGCGGCUAUCAUUUCCAAGUUGUAG